AGCAAAUUUUGACGAUUACGCUCGCAGGGUAAAGGCGGCACUGCCUAAAAUGCCGGAAGAGGAGGAGGCAGUACCAUCUUGGUUUCGUAUGGUCGAAGUAAUUUUGGAGACAUACGAGGUUUCAGUAGAGUUACAGGGACAAAUAGUUUUGAGCGUGCUAUCGGAAAAAUGCAAAGCGGCACUGACAAGAUUGUCAGCGGAUAAGGUCAAACAUUACCCUUCCUUGAAGGAGUUUAUUCUCGAAGAGUUGAGACUCUCACCGGCGGAAUAUCUCAAGGGAUUUAGGCGGGCAGAACGCUACCCGGGAGAAACAUGGCCGCAAUUUGUGUCGCGUCUGAAAGAUCUUUAUCAAUACUAUGUAGAUAGUAGAGAGGUGGAGACAUUAGAAGGUCUUGUUGAGCUAACAGUAGCGGACCACAUAAAGACGCUCCUACCUCACGACGCAAGGAAAUACGUGAUAUUACAGGAAGGGAAGGGAUGGAGCAAGCCUGCGGAAUUGGCCAGGUUUGUAGAGAAGUUUGACGAGGCGUCAAGUAGCAGGUCCCCAAACAAAAGCGAGGAAAACGGCGAACAAAGGGACUCGCGGAGAGAGACGAAAGGGAAAUCUAGUCCCGUGAUGCAGACUAUAGAUGAACAACCCCACAAAAUUGGUUGUUAUGUUUGCGGGAAAACGGACCAUUGGAGGAGAAACUGUCCGAAACGGAAGGCACAUAAUGAGCCUAAACAGGCGCGGCUCGUGGCUACUAGUAACAAUUCCCAGGACGAGAGACGUUUAGUAGCGAGGGUAACGUCGUAUGACCAACCAAAGGUCGUAAAAGCGCUGAAUAGAGUUAGAUUAGCUUGCGAGGGAAACUGUCUUUCGGCCAUAGUUGACUCCGGAGCUGAGAUUUCGGUUAUAAGGGAGUCGUUGGUACCUACCUCAGUGAUGGGAACGAAGGGGAGAAUCCAAUUGGUUGGGCCCUUCGGUCACUGGAUCGAUGCGGUGUUAGUAUCGGUCCCGAUAGGGUUGUGGGAGGAAGACUUCGCAGGGUCGCGAAGUUCGGAACUGGUGACGUGCGCCUUAACGGACGAGUUAGACCAGACCACGGAUGCCUUGUUAUCGGAGGAGGAUUACCGGAUGCUGUUAAACCGGAAGGAAAAACUCCAGGAAAAGGGAGAAAGACAGGCGAGGAGCUUAAGUGUAGAUGGGAACGGAAACCAUCAGGAAAAGGAGCCGGAACCUCUCGCAGAGGCGGGGCGUUGUGGAAUUAGCGACGAAAAAGGGAAAGGAACGGAAUUACGAGACACUCAGGUCCCGGACGAAUCACUUUCUCGAUUGUGGGAGGUCGCUGAGCCUAAGGAAGAUGGGCUAGUUGUAGAGAACAGAACACUAUAUCGGCAAGAUAGUUCGUUCGGCAGGCCCAUUAAGCAGAUAGUUGUUCCCCAAGAACGGAGAACGGAAGUGUUAGAUUUAGCACACAAAGCUCCGUGCGGUGGACAGUUUGGCAGUCGCGUGUUAGCAAGUCGCGUUCGCGAGAGCUUCUAUUGGCUGGGAAUGGUGACCGACAUCCGGAAGUACUGCCAGAAUAGUCGUAGGUGCCAAGUAAGUGCGCCUGAUUUAGUCCUAGAUAGGACCCCAGCUACACCACUUGCUCGAUCCUCAACCCCGUUUCAAGUGGUUAACAUAGGCGUGGUUGUACCGAUUGAUCACUUGUCAGCUAACGGUCAUCGAUACGCAGUUUGCGUAAUCAGUUUACGCAACCGCUUGUCAGAAGUAGAAGAGAUGAGAUCGCUGGUCACCCGUUUGGUAUUUUUGCGAUUCUUUACGCAGACGGGUUUUCCCGAAAUGAUUUGUUACGAUCAGGGGACAAAUUUCACCGUAGGGUUGACGCGUGAAAUGACCCGUAUGUUAGAAGUGGAGAAUGUAGAAGUAGCUCGGAUCAAAUCGGCUCACGAUAUCGCAACUAAGCAUACGGCCGUAAAACGAGAAGGGUAUGCAGUGCGUUCCAACCUGGAAGCACGGAAAAGGGAAUAUAACAUCGGGGAUACGGUUCUCGUGGAAAAGUCUUCCCCGGAUGACAAAUUACAUGUCCGGUGGGAAUGGCCGGAUGUAGUAGAAAAGCGAAGUUUCGCUGUAAGAAUAGUACUCGGUUUCGACGGGAGAUUCGGGGAACUGGAUCAAACUUCGUCCUUGCGACCGCUGUACGAUCGUGGACGAGGGGACGGGAGAGGAAGGGAAAUUCCUCCACUUUCCCCGACGUCGGCACAGACCGAACUGGAUGACGUGCCGUUGGAUUACAACUCGAUGUUCGAUAAUAGACCGAAAAAAAAAACAUCGGGACACUUACUGGAGAGUGGAUCUCGAAACGGUUUACCCCAUACCGGAUUUCGCUAG
Centruroides sculpturatus (bark scorpion) is the source of this 2374-nucleotide messenger RNA. RefSeq lists its product as uncharacterized. Gene Ontology annotation, molecular function: nucleic acid binding; aspartic-type endopeptidase activity; zinc ion binding. Gene Ontology annotation, biological process: proteolysis. The record is from RefSeq and is a predicted model, not a curated record. NCBI's taxonomy places the organism in Eukaryota, Metazoa, Arthropoda, Arachnida, Scorpiones, Buthidae. Bases 50 to 2374 code for a protein of 774 amino acids. The transcript has a single exon.